Molecule: messenger RNA, 792 nt
Organism: Debaryomyces fabryi
Lineage: Eukaryota; Fungi; Ascomycota; Pichiomycetes; Serinales; Debaryomycetaceae
Exons: 1
Coding region: 1-792 (263 amino acids)
Biological process (GO): mitochondrial respiratory chain complex I assembly; mitochondrial electron transport, NADH to ubiquinone
Cellular component (GO): mitochondrion
Source: RefSeq, a predicted model, not a curated record
AUGUCAUUAAGAACUUUGGGAUUGAACUCCACAUUCAGUCGUCUUUUUAAUAAACCUGCUGAUCUCACUAAAACCGUGCUGACGGUAUUGGACUUUAAAAACAAUGCACAAGCAUCUUUAGAUUCCAUCAUGACUAGAUGUGACCAAGAAAUGGGAGGAUUUUCUUCGGUAAAUUUCAAUGUCGAUCCGGUUUCAAAAGCGGGCCAUUUUUACGGAUAUUUGAAUUUGGAUGUGCCAAAGGACCACCCUGAAGCCACAAGAUCCGGAUACGCUAUGUUUAGAACCCGGGAUCAGAAGGAUUCGUGGCUCUCUGGAAACAGUUACUGGGACUGGUCGCAGUACCAGGCAUUGGUAAUGAGAGUUAAGGGAGACAGAAGAAAGUACCUUGUGAACAUCCAAGCUAACACACCAUUGGUGACUGAUUUGUUUCAGCACCGGUUAUUUUUGCAUCAUCCUGGCGAAUGGGAAACAGUGGUUAUACCAUUGAACGAUUUUGUCAUGACCAACUGGGGAGUUAUCCAAGAUGGAGGUGAGUUGAACAAGUCAGAGGUGAAGACCAUUGGAAUUGGCUUGUUGGAUAAACAAUACGGACCUUAUUCCCUUUACAUUGACUGGGCGAAAGUCAUGACAGGUACGGAAGUUGAAAAAGAGACCAGAAAGGCCAGACAAGAGAAACUGGCCAUUCACGGACCCGAAUCGCAUCGCGGUGGUGGUGAUGUUUCGACUGAACCUCAUAUCAGUGCUGCUCUUGGAUCCCAGGGCAACGAAGACCCUAAGAACACUGUCUUCUAA